AUGGGUCUGCUAAGCUCUAAAGCCCUGAAAGCCAAGCAAGCUCAUAUUCUUCUUCUCGGACUUGACUCAGCUGGGAAGUCUACUCUCCUUUAUAAAUUAAAGCUUGCUAAGGAUGUUACAACUAUCCCAACAAUAGGUUUCAAUGUGGAGAUGAUCCAAUUGGAAAGCAGUUUCUCACUCACAGUCUGGGAUGUUGGAGGACAAGAAAAAAUGAGAACUGUUUGGAGCUAUUACUGUGAGAAUACUGAUGGGCUGGUGUAUGUUGUGGACUGCACAGACAAACAGCGACUGGAAGCCUCCCGGAAAGAAUUUAAGCAUGUCUUGAAGAAUGAACAUAUUAAAAAUGUGCCUGUUGUCAUAUUAGCUAACAAACAAGAUGUUCCUGGAGCUCUGACCGCUGAGGACAUUACUAGAAUGUUCCAAGUGAAGAAGCUCUGCAGUGACCGGAACUGGUACGUGCAGCCUUGCUGUGCCAUCACAGGUGACGGGCUGACUGAAGGAUUCGAGAAACUAACAGGAUUUGUGAAAAGCCAUAUGAAAUCAAGAGACACUUCAGCAUUCUUCAAGCAGAAAUGA
Molecule: messenger RNA, 576 nt
Organism: Heterocephalus glaber (naked mole-rat)
Lineage: Eukaryota; Metazoa; Chordata; Mammalia; Rodentia; Bathyergidae
Source: RefSeq, a predicted model, not a curated record